UAAAUUCCACUUUCGACUUUCCAUAAGAGAAAUUACCAAUUGCUUUCUUUGGAAAAUAUAAUACGAAUUCUCAAAGGUAAAGAGAAUAAUCACAAAAUCGGCGCGACUGAACCGAAACAAAUACGCAGAGAGACGAUGAGAGAGAGCGCCGGAGUUGUAUCGGAGGCAGGGCAGCGCCAAUUACCCAGUACCGACGUUAACUGCAGCGGUAACAAUAACCACAGUCGAAUCUCUCAUGCCCCACCGCCGACUGAUCGCCCCGUUCGCGUGUAUGCCGACGGGAUCUACGAUCUCUUCCAUUUUGGUCAUGCUCGCUCCCUUGAGCAAGCUAAAAAAACCUUUUCCAACACGUACUUGCUGGUGGGAUGUUGCAGCGAUGCUGUCACGCACAAAUUCAAGGGUAAAACUGUUAUGACCGAGGAGGAGCGCUAUGAAUCCCUCCGCCAUUGCAAGUGGGUGGAUGAAGUUAUUCCCGAUGCCCCAUGGGUGAUAAAUCAAGAAUUCCUAGACAAGCAUCGAAUUGACUUUGUGGCACAUGAUGCUCUUCCUUAUGCUGAUGCUAGUGGAGCAGGAAAGGAUGUCUAUGAAUUUGUCAAAGCUGUUGGUAGAUUUAAAGAAACAAAACGUACUGAAGGAAUUUCUACUUCUGACAUUAUUAUGAGGAUAGUUAAAGACUAUAACCAGUAUGUCAUCCGCAAUUUGGAUCGUGGAUAUUCAAGAAAAGAACUCGGGGUCAGCUAUGUUAAGGAAAAACGCCUUAGAGUGAACAUGAGAUUGAAAAAGUUACAGGAGAAGGUUAAGGAACACCAAGAGAAAGUUGGAGAAAAGAUUCAAAUUGUUGCAAAAACAGCUGGUAUGCAUCGCAAUGAAUGGAUUGAAAAUGCUGACCGGUUGGUUGCUGGUUUUCUUGAAAUGUUUGAAGAGGGUUGUCAUAAAAUGGUAUAUGCAGAAUUCAUGCAAAAUGUGUCCCCAAAUUCUGUGUUUAAUUUCACAUGGGUAAUUGGUAUCGUAAAACCUGUUUCUAUUACUCCUAUUUUUGUAUUCAUCAGGGAACAGCCAUAAGGGAUAGAAUUCAAGAACGAUUAAGAGGUCAGCACCAGAGGGAUCUGCUAGAAAAUGGGAAUGGAGAAGAAGAAGAUGAUUACUAUUAUGAUGAUGAGGAAGAGGAUGAAGAAUAUUUUGACGAAGAUUAUAAUGAGGACUACAAGCAAUAACAGUUCACACCAGAAUUUUUAUGUUGUGGUCUAAUGUGCCAUGUUGUAUUAUUGAUGUGUAAUCCAGUCAUUGCAGAAGGGUAUUCUAAUCAUGAAUGCAGAUUUUGGAGAGUUUAUGUAUCUUUUUUUAUUUACAGGCGCUGUAUAAUCAUAGUGGAAAAGAGUUUCUAAAACUCUCUCCAUGUAUGUCAAUGUUUUUUCCCUCAUAAGUGCACUGCUGAAAUGUGUGCGUAUUAUCUUACAGUUACAGUCUUACCGAGGCAAAGCCAGC
Cuscuta europaea is the source of this 1485-nucleotide messenger RNA. The record is from the annotation of a GenBank genome assembly. Lineage: Eukaryota; Viridiplantae; Streptophyta; Magnoliopsida; Solanales; Convolvulaceae.